CCCUGUACGGGUGUGGCAUUAGACGGUGCACGACACACGAACUGCGUAAGCACAGUCAAUCGAGCAGCUUUUCUUUCCAUGUGCUGUCGUUACUGUAUGAAUCAUUGAAACAGUUUCUCCUUUUCCAUGAUUACAAGAUAAAAUGGCAACCAAAGCACAAGAGUAGACCCUUAAAGAGGCAAGGCUACAUCUGAAAACACCUGGAUUUUCACAUAGUCAAUUCUGUAUUGGAUGUUCAAGAGUAGGAUCACCAUGAAAUCUCCUUAUUUUGUCCCAGGAAGGAGGAAGAACUUCUAAUGUGGUCUACCAAGAAGCACUCCGAGUAUCAAUAAACAUUGAGGCAGUACAGAGAGAUUAGUAAAAGUAGUUAACUAAAGUAAUUAUACCACCGUUUCUGUACUGUGAUGUGGAAGAAAGUAGGUGUGAAAUAAAGUGGUUGUAAAGCAGUUAUUACGACAUCUACCCAGGAUUAAAACGGUGGAAACUACAUGAAGCGUGCCUAUUAAGAGUUGAAAUCCCUACAUUAAAAUUAUAUGUGGAUGAGAGGAGACUAUAUUAUGAUUAUCAAUUGAAAAAGAACCCAUAGACAUUGGUCUGCGGUGACUGUUUUCGGGAACAGUCACUAAAUUUUAUGUCAUUCAAUGAAGAUACCAUUUAUCGAAGUUAAAAAGGAAAAACAAAAGAUAAUUAUUGCCAUCAUUAAAUAAUAGUAUUUCAAGUGUUUACAGCUUGAUACAUGGGUCAUCGAAUGUUAAUUUUACUUACUAAAAACAACUGGUAUAGAUACAACUGUUCCAGUUCUCUGUAAUAUUUUAAGUAUAACUUUACAACAGACCUUUAUAUCACACUAGUGCUCAAGUUGUUAUAAGAGAAUUAUGAAAAACAAUCUCAAUUGUUUCUUGAAAUGGUUUCAGAUACUUGACUUUUCGUUUCAUGAAACAAUCGUAUAUUUUGUGCAAUUUAUUGGUUUGCAAACGCAUUGUAAACACAGACAAAUUUGAUGUAUUUUUAAGCCAAUUACGGCGUUCUAUCAAAACAACCAGAUGCAACAAUUUUAAUAAAACCAUUGUUUUGGUUCUGUGAAGAACUGGCAAGUAUACAAAUCCUAAUAAAUAAUAUUACUUCAGAAAUAUUAACUUCCAGAUAUCGAGAUAUACAGCAAUGUCUACGUCAUCAGGAAGGCACAAGUUUUAUGAACAAGCUCGCUUUCUCAGCGCACGUUCAAAAUCCACAACGGACCAACUGAGUAUUGAAGUGCGGUUUGACGGGCCAAAAUCCCACGUUUCGGCUCGAGUGAAGCCAAAAAGAGCUGAAAUUCACGCGGCUGUUGAUGAUAACCAUAAUGGAAUUCGACAAGACCAGGUCGUAUCUGAGAAACAGUUGAUAAAAAAUAUCGUUAUCUUAGGAAUAUCAUCAGUAUUUGUCUUCAGCUCUUUCUUUGCACUGCAGAAUAUCCAGAGCUCCAUAUUUCAACAAACUGGCCUUGGACUAAAAGCUUUUUGUUGUGUUUAUGGUCUAAUGAUCCUGUCUAGUGUGUACGGCCCUAUGUUUGUUCAGAAACUGACCCCUAAUUGGACAAUUGCCCUCUCAUUCGUCAUGAUCUCUCUCUUAAUCUCCACAUUUUUCUAUCCUCGAUUGUAUACUCUGAUUCCCAGCGCAGUUCCCUUAGGUCUUUCCUUAGGCCCCAUGUUCAGUGCAUAUACGUCUAUUUUGAUGCAGCUGGUGUCAAAAAUGACCUGUCUCACAGAUGUACCUCAAGAAAGAGUGCAACAGCGAUUCCUGCGAAUGUUCUAUCUCUUCCUUAACAUCAGUCGAAUUAGUGGGAAUCUAUUGACGGCUCUGUUGUUACGCUAUGGAGGCGAUGUCUAUGUUUAUCCAACUCAGCAACAACUGGACUCUCAACCAGAAGUCAGAUAUGAUCCAGAUUCAGAAAAACACGAUCCUUCGUUGACGGUUACUCUGUCUAGAGAGGUGGCUAGUCGUUCCUUAUGUGCCACCAACGAAUGUCAGGAUUUUGGCAUCUUGCGAGAUGUACCAAAAUUCAUCUUUCUUCUCCCAUCAAAUGUUAGUCUCAUGCUCGUCAGCGUAUAUCUUGGCUUAGCUCUCACUGGUGUUGCCAUAGUAACGACCUUGCUAGAUAAAUUUGACCUGUACGUUUACCAGGAUCCUCUAGAAAGAUCAUUAUGUUUUCGUACACUGAAAAACCUAGGACUCACAUUUGUGGAUCCUCAGCAACGGCUUCUUCUGCCUUUCGUCUUGUUCAUAGGAAUGGAGCAGGGAUUCAUGUCUACCACAUUUACACAGGCCUACGUCAGCUGUGCUCUAGGACUAGAAGCAGUCGGUUACACUAUGAUGUGCAUGGGGGCCAUGAAUACCGUGGGGGCGCUAGCAGUCCACCAGUUUGCAAAACACUUCAAGAGACCACUCAUUAUGGCAGCAGGUUUCGUAUUCCACGCUGGACUACUCAUGGUCCUUUGGUUAUGGAGACCCGUCAAGGAUGAUGUGGCUGUGUUCUACGUUAUAGCUGCCGCCUGGGGGCUCUGUAAUGCAGUUUGGGAGACUCUGACCUUAACAUUCGUCGUUACCACAUAUACGGAUGAAUGGUAUGGCCCCUUCGCCGCUUAUUCCUUGGUCCAAGCAUUAGGUCUGACUCUGGCCUUUUCUGGCAGUCUGUAUCUCUGUCCAACCAUGCAGAUCUACAUUCUAGCAGGAGUUUUCACCCUGGUGGCAAUUCCUUACACAUGUCUGGAGGUCAGAGUACAUCAACAGCGAAAGAACCAGGAGCAGUCAGCCACGUUGUAACAUCCUAGAGGUUUAUGGCACACCAACAUUUUAAUUAAACUGACAAUUAAUAGAACAUUUCUCAAGUAUUUUGGAAUUACCUGUUCUUGUAUUUGCCGUAGAGUUGCUAAUGUAUUACCUUGAAAAAUCUAUUUUAGCAAACUAAAAUGUUAAGGUGUUUUACUGGUUGAUGUGUGUGUGUUAACAAAUAAGGAAUUUCGUUUUGAUUAUUACAAAAAACAUUAUGUUUUCACUUGUUAUGAAGCAAUAUUAACUUUGCGUUAAUAUUUUCCUUUUGAUCUCCUUUAUACCGCAAUUCUUGCAUCGCGUUAAUUAGCAAAUAUAUUUUAUCAUUUGCAUAUUAUUCCAAGUAUCUUUAUUGAAAGUAAAGUGAAAAUAAGUAAAUAAUAAACUGUUUAAACGCCGAAAACAGGCGAAGCGUUAGAAAUCAGUAGCAUAAAAGUUUUUAUACAAAUCAUGUUAACUGCAGGUACAUUUCUUCACAAUUCUUAAUUUGUCUAUCUCAACCAACUAUGUUGAUCCACAGAAAAAAAUUAUCUUCGCCUUCUACCAAUAUUCAAUAAAUUACAACUGUCACAGCCCCGGUAUACGGUACUUUCUUGACUAGAAAACAGUUCUUCUUUACCAUGUUUGGUCGACAGCUAAGUGCUUUUUGUUUUGUAUUUGUGAACUGAUCGGUUUUCCACGUUCUGCAAAGUAAUGAAAAAUAGUGUUUAUACAGAAUCUGAGAAGAAGGCUUAAAAAAAGGAAAACAAAAAUAAAUCAUAAUUAAUAAAGGUAAAUAUAUUUAAGUUUAUAGGUUA
Limulus polyphemus (Atlantic horseshoe crab) is the source of this 3605-nucleotide messenger RNA. Its product is annotated as protein unc-93 homolog A-like. The record is from RefSeq and is a predicted model, not a curated record. The coding region runs from base 1162 to 2802 and encodes 546 amino acids. Gene Ontology annotation, biological process: regulation of potassium ion transport; regulation of muscle contraction. Gene Ontology annotation, cellular component: striated muscle dense body; plasma membrane. The transcript has 5 exons. Gene Ontology annotation, molecular function: potassium channel regulator activity. Lineage: Eukaryota; Metazoa; Arthropoda; Merostomata; Xiphosura; Limulidae.